Emiliania huxleyi CCMP1516 is the source of this 803-nucleotide messenger RNA. RefSeq lists its product as hypothetical. Lineage: Eukaryota; Haptophyta; Isochrysidales; Noelaerhabdaceae. Gene Ontology annotation, molecular function: DNA binding; zinc ion binding. The transcript is spliced from 3 exons. The record is from RefSeq and is a predicted model, not a curated record. The coding region runs from base 39 to 683 and encodes 214 amino acids.
CUGCGAAGGCACAACGCGAGGACGCUCUCCGUGCCACCAUGUCAGCUCACACCAUCGAGUACGCAAAGUCGAACCGAGCGACGUGCAAAGGAUGUGGCAACAAGAUUGACAAGGGCGCGCUCCGGAUGGGCACCACCUUUGAGUCGGCGGCGGGGUACGACAUGACUCAGUGGCGCCACCUCGCGUGUGCCAAGAAGCCCAAGAAAUAUUUGGGCGCCGACGAGAUCGCGGGCUACGACUCCCUCAAGCCCACCGACCAAGGGCAGGUGCGCGCGUGGUGGGAUGACCCCGCCUCCUUCGCCGCCGCGCACAAGGACGCCGCCGUCGCCGACGCCGUCGCCGCCGCGCGCGCCGCCGCCGCCGCAGACGCCGCGCCCGCGACGCCGCCGGCAAAGAAGAAGCAGAAGGCGGGCGCGGCGGCGGCCUCCCCCGCGACCGGCCCCCGGCCGGCGGCGGCGGCGGCGGCGGAGGCGGCGGCGGCGGCGGCGAAGAGCAACGCGGCGGCGGCGGCGGUGCAGGACGAGGCGUCGCGGCGCGACACGUACACGGCGUCUUUCUCUGCGCUGUCUGCGGCGGCGCUCAAGGAGUGCUUGCGUGCGCAGAAGCCCGACCAGCUGCUCGGAGGAAACAAGAAGGAGCUGGUCGACCGCUGCGUCGACCGCAAGCUGUACGGUGAGGAGUGAAUGAGCGAGUAGUUGAUUCACUUGCAGCUCGCAGCUAGCGAAGCACCCUGCAGCUAGCGAAGCGAGCAAGCUCUGCGGUAGCCUGCUCCUCGCCUCGCCUCUGCCUCGCGCCCCUCCUCC